Messenger RNA from Caenorhabditis remanei, 957 nucleotides. RefSeq lists its product as uncharacterized. Lineage: Eukaryota; Metazoa; Nematoda; Chromadorea; Rhabditida; Rhabditidae. The record is from RefSeq and is a predicted model, not a curated record. The transcript has 5 exons. The coding region runs from base 1 to 957 and encodes 318 amino acids.
AUGCGAGUUUCACUUCUGCUCAUUGUUAUUCCAACUGUUAUUGGGGUUCCAGCAUGCAUCAAUCAAUUCAAUCCACCACAAAACCGGAAUGCUCUCACUUGGUACCCAAGUAAUUUCACAAAGACGACGGUGCCGAUGUUCCCGAAUAAUUUCGAUUGUGAAUAUGGAAUCAAUGUCCCACAAGGCUGGUUUGUACAGAUUCAGCUUUCUGUCACAUGUACAAAUUGCAAUGUUGGUAAAGAUUACGAUGUGGUUAUCACAGAUCAGUUGCAAAGGACUGAGAGAGUCUCGUUCGCCGACGAGGAACGUUUCUACUUCAUCGCAAAUGGUGGGAAAAUCAAACUAACCACCAGGACUGACACCGUUCAGUUUGGCUUCACCAUGUUAUGGCAGCCAUACAGCAACACUCCGCCAGCUCUCUUGAAUGUCUCCCAAUCUGAUACUCAACCAACUCUCAUCGUUAGAAACGGUGCACAACCAGCUGUGGUGAGAGGAGAGACCAAAGUGUCUGCAACAGUAUUGGCUCCUCAAUGGUGGGACGAAAAUCAAUACUUUCGUGGAGUCAUAUUCUUCGACGGGCCCACCUGGAACGCAACGUGUCUAGGCACUGCUUCACAGUUAUCCAAAGGAAAUACUCAAUAUGUUUCCAGUGGAAACUAUAUGAGUGUCUUGAUACUCGAAGCGUUUUCCUUCGACUACAUUGACAUUUUACUUCAAGACUACUCACAUACCAAGGAUAUUGUGCAGUUUCAAGGGAUGGAGUGCAACUGGUCCGAACAAUGUCUAUUUGUGAAGAUGAUGGAUGCGUCGAUGGGACCAGUUGUCUUUCAGACAUACACUCCAGUUAGCAGAUGGCCAAAUGUGAUAACUGGUAUCAGUGGAACGGGAAAUCUGGAUGUAUAUAUUGGAGGGAUAACGAGUAGUAAUGGGACGAAUCUGAUUGCCAGUUAUCAGUGA